AUGAAGGUCUUCCAGCUCCUCGCCAUCGCCGCUCUCGCCGUCGCUGCUGUCAACGGUCAGACUUCAGCUGGUGCCUCCACCGCCGCCUCCGCCGCUGCGGCUACGACGUCUGCUGCGACUUCGACCGCGUCUUCCGCUGCUGCGGACACGGCCGCUGCCACCUCGACGGCCGCUUCAGGCAUGGACAGCAGCAUGAACAUGACGUCCAGCGGCACGACCGACUCGACCGAGGCCACAAGCACCGCUGGCUCGGCUGCUGUCGGUUCGGAGGACUCGGCCACGGAGUCUUCGAGCACCAAGGAGUCCUCGGGCUCGGCGGAUGCGAGCGCCUCGGCCUCAGGCUCCAGCGGUGCUUCUCAGAUCUCAGGCGCCAUGGGUGCAGCCACCGCCGCCGUGCUGGCCGUGGGCACUUACUUCCUGUAA
Messenger RNA from Phytophthora infestans T30-4, 423 nucleotides. RefSeq names its product putative GPI-anchored acidic serine-threonine rich HAM34-like protein. NCBI's taxonomy places the organism in Eukaryota, Oomycota, Peronosporomycetes, Peronosporales, Peronosporaceae. The coding region runs from base 1 to 423 and encodes 140 amino acids. The record is from RefSeq and is a predicted model, not a curated record. The transcript has a single exon.